Messenger RNA from Seminavis robusta, 849 nucleotides. The record is from the annotation of a GenBank genome assembly. Lineage: Eukaryota; Bacillariophyta; Bacillariophyceae; Naviculales; Naviculaceae.
AUGGAGAAACAGAAUUACAAGCCCUGCGCACGAAGUUAUCCCAGAAGGAAGAAGUUCGCUACUCCAUCUUUGCUAAAGAAGUCGGCGAAAGCGGCACACCCCAGCCACCUGCAAGGCUUCACGGUUUUCAUCGGACAAAAGUCUCUCACCGGAGUUAAGAAAGUGGUUGGAAACAGAGCCUAUGUUGAGGUAUCUAAAGGUAAUGAGCAACAAAACUACGACUACAGCAUCAAAGAUGGUGAUUACGAGGAAUUUGGCUCCAGAGACAGGAAGAGAGGAAAACACAGGGAUAUAGAAGAAUUCAAGAAGGCAGUUGAAGGAGGAGAACGAGAUAUAAAGAGGCUAAGGUUACACCAUUCAGAAGUCUGCGCAAAGUACCCUCGUUUCGUAAAUGAAUUUAUUCGUGACAUUAUUCCAGAACCUCAAAUCAAAGCGCAUCCCCUUUAUCCCUGGCAGCAACAAUUGUAUGCCGUACUCAAAGGGCCUGCAGACGACAGAACUAUCCAUUUCAUAGUAGACACCAAAGGCAACAAAGGAAAGAGUUGGUUCGCAAAAUAUUACUGCAGUCAGUAUCCCGACAAAACUCAUAUCCUGCGACCCACCAAACAUGCGGACAUGGCCUACGCUCUUCCCUAUGAACUCAAAGUCAUCUUUAUAGAUUGUACCAGAAAACAAGUUGAGUACAUGCCAUACACUUUCAUGGAAGAAUUGAAACAUGGCCUUGUGUUCAACAGCAAAUAUGAAAGCUGCGUGAAGAAAUACACGAACCUUCAUGUAGUGGUACUCAUGAAUCAAUUUCCUGACAUGGAAGCACUCAGUGAGGACAGAUACAACAUUAUUGAAUUAUAG